Messenger RNA from Lodderomyces oxycetoniae, 3510 nucleotides. RefSeq names its product carbamoyl-phosphate synthase (glutamine-hydrolyzing) (gene CPA2). Gene Ontology annotation, cellular component: cytoplasm. The coding region runs from base 1 to 3510 and encodes 1169 amino acids. Gene Ontology annotation, molecular function: metal ion binding; ATP binding; carbamoyl-phosphate synthase (glutamine-hydrolyzing) activity. The record is from RefSeq and is a predicted model, not a curated record. The transcript has a single exon. NCBI's taxonomy places the organism in Eukaryota, Fungi, Ascomycota, Pichiomycetes, Serinales, Debaryomycetaceae.
AUGUUAAUAACUAAUUGUAAGUUGUCAUUGUCACGUCAAUUUAAACUUGUUGUUGGUGGUGGUGGUUGUGGCGGUGCCUGUGGCGGCAUCAGUAAGCGUAUAUCCAAUGCAUUAAACCCACAAAGUAUACAUGUUCCAAAAUCAUGGUUUUCCAUUAGUUUGUCCCUGUUUCAAAACCAAUUGAAAUAUGCUGGAGCAGACUUGUUAAAGAAGUUCAACGACGAGCAUUCACAGCAUUUGGUAGAUGUCUCAAAGGUGCUUGUUAUAGGUUCAGGCGGAUUGUCCAUUGGUCAAGCUGGAGAAUUUGAUUACUCUGGUUCACAAGCUAUCAAGGCAUUAAAAGAAGCAAACAAAAAAUCCAUUUUGAUUAAUCCCAACAUUGCAACAAACCAAACCUCACAUUCAUUAGCUGAUGAAAUUUAUUAUCUACCUGUUACACCUGAAUAUAUCACCUAUAUCAUAGAAAGAGAAAAACCAGAUGGUAUACUAUUGACAUUUGGUGGACAAACUGGAUUAAACGUUGGUGUCAAAUUAGACAAGAUGGGUGUUUUUGAUAGAUAUGGUAUUAAAGUAUUGGGUACACCCAUAAAAACCUUGGAAACUUCAGAAGAUCGUGAUCUUUUUGCACAAGCAUUGAAAGAGAUUAAUAUCCCCAUUGCAGAGUCUAUUGCUGUAGAAACCGUUGAUGAUGCUUUGAAAGCAGCCAAGGAAGUUGGUUAUCCUAUUAUUGUUAGAUCGGCCUAUUCUCUAGGCGGAUUAGGCUCAGGUUUUGCUGCAAAUGAAGUCGAAUUGCGUAAUUUGGCUGCUCAAUCUUUAUCCUUAGCUCCACAAAUUUUAGUUGAAAAGUCUCUAAAAGGUUGGAAAGAGGUUGAAUACGAAGUGGUGCGUGAUCGCGUGGGUAAUUGUAUCACUGUUUGUAACAUGGAGAAUUUUGACCCCUUGGGUAUUCACACUGGUGACUCAAUAGUUGUUGCUCCUUCACAAACUUUAUCCGAUCAAGAAUACCACAUGUUGAGAACAGCAGCAAUCAAGAUUAUCAGACACUUGGGAGUAGUGGGAGAGUGUAAUGUACAGUAUGCUUUACAACCUGAUGGAUUAGAUUUUAGAGUUAUUGAAGUCAAUGCUCGUUUAUCUCGUUCAUCAGCUUUGGCUUCAAAAGCUACUGGCUAUCCAUUGGCUUAUACAGCAGCUAAAAUUGCAUUGGGUCAUACCUUACCAGAGUUGCCAAAUCCAGUUACUAAAACCACCUCGGCUAACUUUGAACCUUCAUUGGAUUAUAUGGUGACCAAGAUACCUCGUUGGGAUUUGUCUAAAUUUCAACACGUUAAGCGCGAUAUUGGUUCAGCAAUGAAAUCUGUUGGUGAAGUUAUGGCCAUUGGUAGAACUUUUGAAGAAUCCUUUCAAAAGGCAAUUCGACAAAUUGAUCCUUCAUAUAUUGGAUUUCAAGGUGAUACAUUUGAAGAUUUAGAUGAUACUUUGCGCAAUCCUACUGAUAGACGCUGGUUAGCAGUGGGACAAGCUUUAUUGCAUGAAAAUUACUCAGUUGAUAAAGUUCAUGAUUUGACAAAGAUUGAUAAAUGGUUUCUUUACAAAUUGAUGAAUAUUGUUAAUAUGUACAGAGAGUUGGAAGCAGCAAGAGAAUUAUCCAAUAUCAACAUGGACUUGAUGAGUCGAGCUAAAAAGAUGGGAUUUUCAGAUAAACAAAUUGCUCUUUGCGUAGGGGCCAAAGAAUUACAAGUUAGACAAGUUCGUAAAAGUUUUGGAAUUGUUCCAUUUGUUAAAAAGAUUGACACUUUGGCUGCUGAGUUCCCUGCCAACACAAAUUAUUUGUACACUACUUAUAACGCUACAAGUUCCGAUAUAGAGUUUAACGAACACGGCACUUUAGUAUUAGGUUCAGGUGUUUAUAGAAUCGGAUCAUCAGUUGAGUUCGAUUGGUGUGCCGUGUCGACUGCUAGAGCCUUAAGAGAAAGCGGUCGUAAAACAAUCAUGAUAAAUUACAAUCCAGAAACUGUUUCAACGGAUUUUGAUGAAGUUGAUAGAUUAUAUUUUGAAGAGUUAUCAUUGGAGAGAGUAUUGGAUAUUUAUGAAUUAGAAAACUCAGAAGGUGUGGUUGUAUCGGUUGGUGGUCAACUACCACAAAAUAUUGCGUUACCUUUGCAAGAAAAUGGAUGCAAUGUUCUAGGUACAGACCCCGAAGAUAUUGAUAAAGCUGAAGAUCGUCAUAAAUUCUCCCAAAUUUUAGAUUCAAUUGGAGUUGAUCAACCAGCAUGGAAAGAGUUGACUUCAGUUGAAGAUGCUGAGAAGUUUGCCGAUGAAGUAGGGUACCCAGUGUUGGUGCGUCCAUCAUAUGUUUUAUCAGGUGCCGCUAUGUCUGUUAUCAACAACAAAAACGAGCUAGAUGCUAAGUUGAAAAAUGCCUCAAAAGUGUCUCGUGACCACCCAGUUGUCAUCUCCAAGUUUAUUUUAGGUGCACAAGAAAUUGAUAUUGAUGCUGUUGCUGCAAAGGGACAAGUAUUAGUUCAUGCUAUUUCUGAACACAUUGAAAAUGCAGGUGUCCAUUCCGGUGAUGCCACUUUGGUAUUACCUCCUCAACACUUAUCGCAAACUUUACUUGACCGGUUGAAGGUGAUUGCUGAUAAGGUUGCUAGCGCAUGGAAAAUCACUGGUCCUUUCAACAUGCAAAUCAUCAAAAAUGAUCAAAAUGGUACACUUGAUGAUGAAAAUUGCGAGUUGAAAGUCAUUGAAUGUAAUAUUCGUGCAUCUCGUUCAUUCCCAUUUGUUUCAAAAGUUUUGGGUGUUAAUUUUAUUGAUGUUGCAGUUAAGGCGUUGAUCAAUGAAGGCGUUCCAGCACCAGUUAACCUUAUGAACCAGAAGUACGAUAGAGUUGCUACAAAAGUACCCCAGUUUUCAUUCACAAGAUUAGCUGGAGCUGACCCAUUUUUGGGAGUAGAAAUGGCUUCAACAGGUGAAGUUGCUUGUUUUGGUAAGAAUCUACUUGAAGCUUAUUGGACCUCUAUACAAUCAACCAUGAAUUUCAAACUCCCAUUUCCUGGACAAGGUGUAUUGUUUGGAGGUGAUUUAACUAAUGACAAAUUAGGUAACGUUGCCAAAACGAUAAGCGGCUUGGGAUAUAAAUUUUACACAGCAAGUCAGCCAGUUGCCGACUACUUAAAGAACUAUGUCUCUGAACCAGUUGAAAUUAUAGAUUUUCCAAAAACUGAUAAACGUGCAUUAAGAGAAAUUUUCCAAAAGGAAGACAUUGCAGCAGUGUUCAACUUGGCUAAAGCAAGAGCAGAGGACUUGUUAGAUGAGGACUAUGUAAUGAGAAGAAAUGCAAUUGAUUUUGCAAUACCACUAUUCAACGAACCAAACACAUCACUAUUAUUUGCUUCUUGCUUGAGAGAAAAAAUUGGUGAAAAAGUAGAUUUUAAUAAAGUUCCUGAAAAAGUGGUUGUUCCUCAGGAAGUUCAAAGAUGGAGUGAAUUUAUUAAUGGAAAACCAGUAUAA